GUUCAGAGCACCGGGCUGGACAGUUUCUGCAUGGCAGAGCAUAGACUGGAGGCCGCUUCAUCUCCCGAAUUGUCCAGAAUGGCCAAAAUAUGACAAGCGGAGAAUCUGCCUGUCUCCCGGGAGAUCCAGAAGAUCACAGCGUGCUCCCUUGCCGGGAGACAGCCGGGAGGUGUUUCCGCGGCAGGGAAAGCCGAGGCGCUGCCGGGAGCGGCGCGGGCUCGCCAUGGUGACGCCCAGGCGCGGGGACAGCGCCGGGCCCGGGCACAGCUCCCCGGGCUCAGACACCUCCCUUGGGACCGGAGUGCCCCGCACGGCCCCGCCGCGCCUGGGGAUCCCCGGCCUGGCCGGGGCAGCGGGGGAGAAGCGCCAAGCGGGGUGAGCAGGACGAGUGAAGCCAAUGGACAAGGAAGAGGAAAAAGUUGCCAGUGGGGAAAAAGAUCACAUGCCCCCAGAAGAUGAGAGAAGCAGUACAGAGGAAUGUCUUUCAGAGGCCAAGGAGAAAGAGAAAGGUAUUGUGUAUGCUCUACUAGAACGUGUUGGGGUCUUUUCAGGAGGAUUUGUCAGCAUUUUAUCUGUUGUAGAAACCCAGCACGUCAUCAAAAAUAUCCCGUGGACCACGGCUAAAAACUUCACAGUGCAGACAGGAUGGCAGCAAAUUGAAGAACUAAUUUCUACGUGGGACAUUCAUGAAAGCUGGCUUCACCACUCAGAAUUUCUUGAGGAAGAAGAACUGAAGGACAGCAAGAGGUACCAUUACAGAGUUUGCUGGGGCCUCCCAACACGCAGAAAACCCAUCCCACGAGCAACAGCAAGUGUCUACUUUGUUAUAGUGAUCUCCAAAUCCAAACCUGACACUGAACCUGUGGAGGUCUUCUACAGACUGGAGUCCAGCAGGCUAAUUCGAAGGCCAGAACAGUGCCAGUUUAGAGAAAAGUGGCUUCAGGACAUAAUUGAAAAUAAAAUAGCGUGCGCAGAAAGACUUGCUUCCCGAUGAACAGCGCCAAUUCACCAUUACCAAUACUCUGUUGUGGAGAACCAAAUAAACAUGUUGAAGAAAGAAAAGCUCUUCCUUAGCAGCAUUUCUACUUUGUGGAUAGAUGAAAAGCAUUGAACCUGUGCAAAAUCAGCUAGGCCCUGACAUGGCAGCUGGCUGUGUGUGACAGUCCCUGGCAGGUGUGGCAGGG
This is a messenger RNA of Parus major (Great Tit), 1184 nucleotides long. It is a transcript of the gene AKAP14, whose product is annotated as A-kinase anchoring protein 14. NCBI's taxonomy places the organism in Eukaryota, Metazoa, Chordata, Aves, Passeriformes, Paridae. Gene Ontology annotation, cellular component: cAMP-dependent protein kinase complex. The transcript has 5 exons. Bases 398 to 994 code for a protein of 198 amino acids. Gene Ontology annotation, molecular function: protein kinase A regulatory subunit binding. The record is from RefSeq and is a predicted model, not a curated record.